GGUGCGUCGGCAUGCAUAUACGCGUAUACCUAUAUAAAAGUGUCAUCGUGCCAUUCCCGAGGAUAGUCGGCCGCUGCGCAUCGAGCGAACAUGAUCGAGCUUUUGGUGCUUUUCCUUGGCAUUUACGGGACAUUGGCGGCUCCUCAUUCGCAUCACCUGAAUGAUGACGUCCAUCAUCAUCUGGACAACAGUGCGGACGUAGUCGACGGUCAACUGCCCGGUACGGAGAACCUCAACGAGAAGGCACUGCCGAUGUCUCAAUUGCUCGCUAUGGAAACGAAUAAUCUGCCGGCGAAUAAUAAUUUGGACGAAAGAUCUCAGAUACCACAUCGACUGCCCGGGACGGGCAAUCUGGCGGAGAAACGAAUUCCCGAUGUCGUCCUGAAGAGAUUGCAAACUUCCGACACGAAAUGAUGCGAGAAAAACCUCGAAAACCCGGCAACUCGUUCGAUAAUAUUAACAUUGGAAGCACGUACGCUGCUUCUUACUGCACGCAGAAAUCGCUACGAUGAAAAUAUAUUUAAAUGAUUGGGACGGGCACUGAUAUGCAUUCUGCAUAGGCAUUUAACUGUUUGCAUAUAAUACCAGGGCUAUUUACAUAAGCUACGUGAUUAUAUUUUUCUCCGUCAAGUGAGACUCUCUAAAAGGACGUUUUAAGAUUAUUUUAUCACCGAGGAUUUAUUUAUGAGAAUCUUUUUACAUUAAUUAAGAUUAUAUCUUCUCGCAAAAGGACGCCUCUACGUGUUAUAAUCAUCAGUAAAUUUCUUGCUGCAGUCUUUCUGCGGUACCUGGAACAGAGUAGAUAAUUUGGACUUGUUAUUCGGUAACAACGUAAUUUCGAGGGUAAUGGAAUGGCCGCGAGAGCGGAUGAAUUCGCACGGGAGAAAAUAUGCAAUUUGCGCUUUCUUUUGCUCUCGGACACCGCCAUUGCUUCACGAGAUUGCUGUUAUUAUAUGCAUCACGACUGUAGUUGUGUAUAGAUAAUGGUAUAAAAUUAGCGCUACUGUUUAUUUUAAGCUAAGUUUUCAAAACGAUGUACUCGCAAAGAAUAAAGGAAUGUGAAUUCCAUCGUAAACAGAA
Harpegnathos saltator (Jerdon's jumping ant) is the source of this 1080-nucleotide messenger RNA. RefSeq lists its product as uncharacterized. The transcript is spliced from 2 exons. The coding region runs from base 91 to 414 and encodes 107 amino acids. The record is from RefSeq and is a predicted model, not a curated record. NCBI's taxonomy places the organism in Eukaryota, Metazoa, Arthropoda, Insecta, Hymenoptera, Formicidae.